AUGUCUUCAAAUAUACCUACACGGCGGGUGACCCGAGCGACCCGGGCUGUUGCCGUACUCAAGGAUAAGGAGAAUGCCACAGCUCGUAAUCUAAGGGCUACUACCGCUCGCACAAAACCAUCGAGCUCCGCGGCAGCAGGUGCAAGUGCGGAUGUGAAGCCGACAGGAAUCGCUCGGGCCACCGCGUCGACCGCAGCCACGAGAGCGAAGGCGGUGACCGCGGUCAAGGCAGAUCCCGCUGUGCAGGCCAAGCGGAAACGGGAAGCUCUCGGGGAAGUUGCCAAGCCGUCAGAAAACAAAGUGAAGCCGGUCAAUGCGGGGCCGGGGCCAGCAGGCGUCAAGGGCAAGGAGAGGGUGAAGGAGCUGAAGGAGAAGUUCGAGGGCGUCGUGCUCAAGAAGACGACGACGACGGCUACGGUGCGGCAGCCUUUACGAACGGUGGUGGGCAAAACGACGACGACGACGACGACGAACACGACUCGCAGGACGAGGAGCGCGACCACAGCGGAGCAGCAGCAGCAGCACGAACAAGAGCAAGAACAUCAGCUGCAGCUGCAUCGCGAGAAACUACAGCGCGAGCGGCAGCACCGCGCACAAGCGCUACGCGAACGGGAGCAACGCGAACAGGAACUGCGCGAACAAGAGCAGCGCGAGCAGGAGGAGCUCGAGCGGUUGCGGCGCGAGCGGCUGCGGUUGCAACGGGAGAACGAGGAAUUGCAGCGACAGCACGAGCUGAUGCAGCGGCAGCAACAGCGGCGGUCGCAGCUGCCACCUCCGCCCCAUCGCCGCUACCGCCAGCUGGAGCGAGUGCAGGAGAACGUCGAACCCAUGCCUGAGCAGGAGAAUGAGGCGAUGGCCGUGGAUCCGGUUAUGCCUGUGCCUUCGCCUCGCAGGUUCGUCGCGGCGCGUGCGUCAGCAGCGGCGAGGCCUCCUCCACCCUCUGCCCGUGCUCAACAGAGGCGGCCGCUGUGGCGGCGGCAGGCAGAGGAGGACGAGGAUGAGGAAGCUGGGCGUGUAUUCAAGAAGCGGCGCACGUCGUCUGACGCACCUGAGGAGGCUGCGCUGCACGCGUUGGAGGUGGAAGAGGCGGUGCGAUUCGUGAGCGAGCCCGAGGCUGACCCGAACGGGAAGGAAUGGAAGGACUUGGAUGCGGAAGACGAGGACGACCCUCUGAUGGUGAGUGAGUACGUGGCGGAGAUCUUCGAGUACCUCAAGCAGGUCGAGCAAACUACGAUGCCGAAUCCAAAUUACAUGGAGAACCAGAAAGAUCUCGCGUGGAAGAUGCGCGGGAUUCUAACUGAUUGGUUGAUCCAGGUGCAUGCACGGUUCAAGUUGCUGCCUGAGACGCUCUUCCUCUGUGUAAACAUCAUCGACCGUUUCCUUUCUGCUCGCGUCGUCUCGUUGGCUAAGUUACAGUUGGUCGGCAUCACGUGCAUGUUCGUCGCAGCCAAGGUGGAGGAGAUUGUUGCGCCUAGCGCGACCAACUUUCUCUACUGUGCAGACUCGUCAUACAGCGAACACGAGAUUCUGCAGGCCGAGCGUUACGUGCUCAAGACCAUCGAAUGGAAUCUGAGCUACCCGAACCCCAUUCACUUCCUGCGUCGUAUAAGCAAAGCGGAUGACUAUAACGUCCAAGUACGCACCAUCGCAAAGUACUUCCUCGAGAUCCAGUGUCUGGAGUGGCGACUCAUCGCCGCGCCACCUUCGCUUCUUGCAGCUGCAGCUAUCUGGUUAGCGCGCAUUGUACUCAACUACGUUGAUUGGACGCCAAACUUGGCGCACUACUCGACGUAUCCCGAGAGUGCGCUCGUCCCUACAGCCAACCUGAUGCUCAAUUACGUGCUCAAACCCGUUCGACACCAGUCAUUUUACAAGAAAUACGCAGCCAAGAAGUUUUUCAAGGCAAGCGUAUUUGUGAGAGAUUGGGCGUUAGCACGCUGGAGGGAGGGCACGACGGUGUCUUUACCUGAUGUGCUCCACGAAGUGAAGGCCCUUGCUCGGGAAAUCCGAGAAAGGGAGGAAGAGGCGGCGGCUCAAGCGGCAGCGGCCGACGCAGUCGCCGUGAAGUACUAA
Sparassis crispa is the source of this 2073-nucleotide messenger RNA. RefSeq lists its product as hypothetical. Gene Ontology annotation, cellular component: nucleus; centrosome; cyclin-dependent protein kinase holoenzyme complex. NCBI's taxonomy places the organism in Eukaryota, Fungi, Basidiomycota, Agaricomycetes, Polyporales, Sparassidaceae. Bases 1 to 2073 code for a protein of 690 amino acids. Gene Ontology annotation, molecular function: cyclin-dependent protein serine/threonine kinase regulator activity. The transcript has 5 exons. The record is from RefSeq and is a predicted model, not a curated record. Gene Ontology annotation, biological process: regulation of cyclin-dependent protein serine/threonine kinase activity; G2/M transition of mitotic cell cycle.